AUGGAGAAAGUGUUCAAUGGUUCACGUACCUUGGAAGAUUUCUGCGAGUGGGCGUUAGAAAAAGAGCAUAAUGGAAUGAUUUUCAUCGCACAUAAUUCAAAGGGAUAUGAUGAAAUUAUGAUUCUGAAAUACUGUCACGAUCACAAUAUACUACCAGAAGUCAUCAUGAAUGGUUCAAAAGUCAUGCAACUAUACAUCAGUCGUGCAGAUAUCAAAUUCAUUGAUAGCUUGGAUUUCCUGCCCAUGGCUCUAUCUAAACUUCCUAAGACCUUUGGCAUAGACGAGUUACACAAAGGCUUUUUUCCUCAGUUACAGAGGACCGAUACCCAAGGAUCGUUAUUUUGA
Molecule: messenger RNA, 345 nt
Organism: Saccoglossus kowalevskii
Lineage: Eukaryota; Metazoa; Hemichordata; Enteropneusta; Harrimaniidae
Source: RefSeq, a predicted model, not a curated record